Molecule: messenger RNA, 1207 nt
Organism: Sodiomyces alkalinus F11
Lineage: Eukaryota; Fungi; Ascomycota; Sordariomycetes; Glomerellales; Plectosphaerellaceae
Product: mitochondrial phosphate carrier protein-like protein
Exons: 4
Coding region: 110-1093 (327 amino acids)
Biological process (GO): mitochondrial phosphate ion transmembrane transport
Cellular component (GO): mitochondrial inner membrane
Molecular function (GO): phosphate transmembrane transporter activity
Source: RefSeq, a predicted model, not a curated record
CGAUACCCUUGCCCGGUGCUGUCGUGACGAUAAUUCUCUCCGCUCGCCCCUCUAAUUCAUUGUCUGGUUUCUUCUGUUUCCCGUUUUCUCCCCCCCAACAACCGACACAAUGGCCUCCGCCGCCGCUCCUCCUUCCACGGGUUCUCCCAAGGUCAAUGCCGCCAUCGAGAAGGCGGCUGCUGCCGUCCCUACUCCCACCCGCACCGGCGUUGACCUCUACGCCCGCUUCGCGCUUGCCGGUGCUCUCGGCUGCUCCAUCACCCACGGUGCCCUGACUCCCGUCGAUGUCGUCAAGACUCGCAUCCAGCUCGAUCCCGCCAAGUACAACCGUGGCAUGAUCGGCGGCUUCAAGCAGGUCAUCCAGAGUGAAGGUGCCGGUGCUCUGCUUACCGGCUUCGGUCCCACCUUCGCCGGCUACUUCGUCCAGGGCGCCCUGAAAUUCGGCGGUUACGAGUUCUUCAAGCAGCAGAACAUCAACCUCCUCGGCCUCGAGACCGCGUCCCAGUACCGCACUGCCGUCUACCUCGGCUCUUCCGCCCUCGCCGAGUUCUUCGCCGAUAUUGCCCUCUGCCCCCUUGAGGCCACCCGUAUCCGUCUCGUCUCUGAUCCCACGUACGCCAACGGCCUCAUUGGCGGCUUCUCCAAGAUCCUGAAGAAUGAGGGUAUUGGCGCCUUCUACGCCGGUUUCGGCCCCAUCUGCUUCAAGCAGAUCCCCUACACCAUGGCCAAGUUCGUCGUCUACGAAAAGGCCGCCGAGGCCAUCUACCGCGUCUACCCCAAGAACACCCUCUCCGACGGCGCCAACACCGUCGUCAACCUGUCCGCCGGUCUCCUUGCCGGUCUCGCUGCCGCUGUCAUCUCCCAGCCCGCCGACACCAUGCUCUCCAAGAUCAACAAGACCAAGGGCCUCCCCGGCGAGAGCACCACCAGCCGCCUCAUCAAGAUCGGCAAGGAGCUCGGCCUCCGCGGCUCUUUCACCGGCCUGCCUGCCCGUCUCUUCAUGGUUGGCAGUUUAACUGCGGGACAAUUCGCCAUUUACGGAAAAUUCAAGGCUUUGGCAGGAGCCAGUUCUGGCGUAGAGCUCGCGAAAUAAUGACCGUUUUCUCGAGAUGAAUGGCCGCGAUCUUCUCCGGGACGACGUCCGCAGUCAGCGAGAUGAAGAUGUGGAAUAUAGACGGUAGACGCACCAAAAAAAAAAAAAAAAAAA